AUGAGUGAUAAAGUCUAAUAGAUGUCAGAGGAUCCCUCCACUAAAGAGCUUAAUAACUUUGUGCAAACUCUUCUUAAACAAAUGUAAGAUAGAUUUGAUGAAAUGCAAAAUACUAUUGUGAACAGAAUAGAUGAUAUGGGUAACUUAUCCAAAUCUCAUCAUUUUAUUAGGAAAGCGAAUUGAUGACAUAGAAAAAAGUGUGACAGAACUUAUGAAUGAUCUAGGAUUCUCAGAUGAUGAAAAUGAAAAAGGCAAAUAAUUUUGA
Molecule: messenger RNA, 265 nt
Organism: Paramecium sonneborni
Lineage: Eukaryota; Ciliophora; Oligohymenophorea; Peniculida; Parameciidae
Source: the annotation of a GenBank genome assembly